Molecule: messenger RNA, 511 nt
Organism: Myiozetetes cayanensis
Lineage: Eukaryota; Metazoa; Chordata; Aves; Passeriformes; Tyrannidae
Product: V-type proton ATPase subunit S1-like
Exons: 4
Coding region: 23-511 (162 amino acids)
Cellular component (GO): proton-transporting V-type ATPase complex
Source: RefSeq, a predicted model, not a curated record
UGGGCGUGUCCCGCGGCCCAAGAUGGCGGCGCUGUGGGUCCUGUGGGCGCUCGCGGGGGUCGCGCUGGGCCCGGGGGGCGUCGGGGCCGCCGAGCGGGUCCCGCUGCUCGUCUGGUCCACGGAGAGGUCGCUGUGGCCCCCCCUGGCUGCCCCCCCGGGGGGUCGGGUGGUGUCGGAGGAGCAGCUGGAGGAGCUGCUGACCCCGGGGCUGAUCCGCGGGCCCCGCACGGUGCUGCUCUUCCUGCAGGACCAGCUGAGCCUGGAGGAUUUCACGGCCUUUGGGGGCGUUUUUGGGAACGAACCCGGCAGGGCCUUCACCCAGACUGCAGCGGGGUCGUCGCUGGUGCUGCCGGGGGUCUCUGGGGGGGCUCUGGGGUCGCUGCCCCUGACCCUGCAGAGGGCCCUGGGGGCCCCUCCCCUGCGCCUGCCCGGGGGGGUCCUGGGGGGGCUUCGGCUCAACCGCUCCGACCCCGCCCUGCUCGUCGUGGGGCUGCCCCACAGCCUGAGGUGA